Molecule: messenger RNA, 339 nt
Organism: Gamsiella multidivaricata
Lineage: Eukaryota; Fungi; Mortierellomycota; Mortierellomycetes; Mortierellales; Mortierellaceae
Product: Yippee/Mis18
Exons: 4
Coding region: 1-339 (112 amino acids)
Cellular component (GO): ubiquitin ligase complex
Source: RefSeq, a predicted model, not a curated record
AUGGGAAUCGUUUACAAGAAAUCUCUACACGGCGAAAGCGACGAAAAGAUCCUGGUCUGCAACAACUGCAAGACUCACUUUGCAACCUACGACCAAAUCCUCUCCAAGAACUUCCAUGGACAGUACGGAAAGGCGUACCUCUUCAACACUGUGAUCAAUGUCUACACGGGCGAAGCCGAAGACAGGUCCAUGAGGACAGGGCUGCACACUGUCCAGGAUAUCCACUGCGCCGAGUGCUCGACUGUUGUCGGGUGGAAAUAUCUCGUGGCCUACGAACCAAGCGAGCAAUACAAAGAGGGACAUUUCAUUCUAGAACGAACCCUGCUGCACUGCGUGUGA